Messenger RNA from Neltuma alba, 1300 nucleotides. RefSeq names its product phosphoglycerate mutase-like protein AT74H. Bases 73 to 1056 code for a protein of 327 amino acids. The transcript is spliced from 5 exons. Gene Ontology annotation, molecular function: catalytic activity. NCBI's taxonomy places the organism in Eukaryota, Viridiplantae, Streptophyta, Magnoliopsida, Fabales, Fabaceae. The record is from RefSeq and is a predicted model, not a curated record.
AAACUGUAGGAAUCACAAACUCUGGGAACUUGUUUGGUUGUCUUUUAAUGCACACUUGAUAACAGUCAACUCAUGUCUGCUCUUACCUUCACCUCUAUUUUUCCAGUUGCUCGGAAUUUCAAUCGGAUCCAAUGCUGCAACGACUUAGGACAGACCACGAAGCUACCCAACAACAACAAUGGAGGGGCGAGAUUUCCUGAGAAGAACGUUCUGAUCCAUCCAUCUUCCAUAGCACCACCUCCGAGGCCUCGAAGGAUCAUCCUGGUACGACAUGGACAGAGCGAAGGGAAUGUCGACGAGGCUGUCUAUACCAGGGUCGCUGAUCCCAAGAUUGCUCUCACCGAGAAAGGCAAGGCUCAAGCAGAGGAAUGCGGAUACAGAAUCAGAGACUUGCUUAUCAAAGACGGCGCUGAAAAUUGGAAACUUUACUUCUAUGUGUCCCCUUACAGAAGGACUCUCGAAACCUUGCAAUGCCUGGCUCGUCCAUUUGAACGUUCCAGAAUUGCAGGACUGAGAGAAGAGCCCCGUCUCAGAGAGCAAGAUUUUGGGAAUUUUCAGAAUAGAGAGAGGAUGCGAAAGGAAAAACAAAUGCGCAUGCUUUAUGGUCGUUUCUUUUACCGAUUUCCCAACGGAGAAUCCGCGGCUGAUGUCUAUGAUAGAAUCACAGGAUUCAGGGAAACUCUGAGAACGGAUAUUAACAUUGGGAGGUUUCAGCCGCCUGCUGAAGAGAAGAUAGACAUGAACCUAGUCCUUGUGUCGCAUGGUCUCACACUUCGAGUAUUCCUCAUGAGAUGGUACAAGUGGACCGUCCAACAAUUCGAGGGACUCAACAACAUGGGCAACGGACAUAUGCUCGUCAUGGAAAAAGGCUAUGGUGGAAGGUACAGCUUACUGAUGCACCACAGUGAAGAAGAGCUAAGAGAGUUUGGAUUGACAGAUGAAAUGCUAAUUGAUCAGGAAUGGCAAAAGUUCGCAAAACCAGCUGAUUUGAACUAUGAGUGCCCAAUGGUCAAUUACUUCUUCCCGCAUCUCAAUGAAGAAUUAAGCAGGACAUAAGAAGCGUGAUAGGCAGAUGUUAUCCUUCCUUCUCAGAGGCAGUUAAAUCUUGUAGUAGCAUGAGAAAUGAUCAUAUUAACCCUCUUCUUCCUACUUACUGUAAACAUAUACAUGGGAAUCAGGAUUUAAGUUUCCACUGCCAAUUUACUACUUCUUUGUUGUAAUCGAUUAAACGUUUAGGAACUCUAACUUUCAUAAUCGAAAUAAUCAUGGAAUGUUAAUAAUAGUCUCUUUUGAAUGAUCA